This is a messenger RNA of Lachancea sp. 'fantastica', 2319 nucleotides long. Lineage: Eukaryota; Fungi; Ascomycota; Saccharomycetes; Saccharomycetales; Saccharomycetaceae. The record is from the annotation of a GenBank genome assembly.
AUGUCAUACCGGAGACCUCCUAUGCCUUUGCCUGAGGAAUUUGAGUCUUUGCAUAUCAGCAACAUAACACCACAUGCAUCGCACGAAUUGCCCGACUUGAUGGGUCCUUCAGUGCCCGCCAGACGACCACCCGCUCUACCACCUAGAUCCCUGGGACUUACAACUAACUCAGAUCCUCUUUGUCCUUCCAGACUAAUUACAAGUGAAAUGUCAGCUUCAACUCAAGCCGACAACAUCUUCCAAACACCUAUCUCCACCGAUGCUCCUCUCGGGACCUUUUCGAAGGUCUCACAUCCAGUUCCAUUACCCGCUAAUACGGCUACCAACGGCAAGGCUACUGAAACUAAUAAGUUUUACGGUAACAUGCUAAUCGGCGAUCAGACGAACCCUGCAUGGACUCAUCCUUAUUCGUUUUAUUGGUCGAAGGAUGCCUACCUUGGUAUGGCUGUGUCAUACGUCAGCGCUUCUCAACGAGUCUUUGGCGGUGGCAACCCACCUGAAUACUUUUUCGGUCCCGCCGGCAUAAGAUCUUUUGUGUACGGCGCGGUUGAUUUUUCAUCUGCUAACCAGAUGUCGUUGGGCUUCACGAACUUGACGCAUUUGCAAGCUCACGUCAAAGUGACGAAAAAUCAAAACCAGUUUAUCCUGGUUCCGCUUGUUCAAGGUAUGGGCUUUGCCACAGCAGUGUACUACAACAUGAUUCCAAAGCUUUUUUCGCCAAUAGGUUACAAAAGCGUUGUUGGUGUAACGUCACCUCGUUCUGGAAUCCAAAAGUACAAGAUCGUAUUAGAGAACAACGUCACUUGGUCUCUUUACGUUACUGUUCCCUCAGGCCAAUCCCUUGCCUUGGCGUUGGCCAACGGAAAUCAAAUUGUGGGCAACAAAAGUGUUAACGGGUGUAUAUUCCAGCUUGUGCCUGACACCAACAAUGCCAUUGAUGCAGCUGCCGGCUGCUAUCCAAAUAGUGGGACUUUAUCUGGCUCUGUGUCUGGCACCACUGGCCAGUACACCAUAUCAUAUGGCUUAAGUGGCUCGAGCAACGGCGGAAAGACCUUGAUGUAUGCAUGUCCUCACCAUGUUUCGUCUUUUACAUCAGCUAUGGCAAGCAGAAGAAUCAAUUCAAAUCUUGAUUCUGUGACGAUGGGCAGAAUGACUGGUUAUUUGACCAAUAGUUUUGAGUUGCAAGUCAAUGUCCCAUCGCAGGUCGGUUUCGAUCCAUUCUCCACCAUAUCGGGUAAGUCUGGUCCCAAUUAUUCUGCCGACGUUUUGAACGCUAUCAGAGCUGCUGCACAAUCCGAAGCAAACGGAAAUGUGGUCAAUGAGUCCAACGUUGACUCGAUGUACUUUGGUGGCAAAGUCCUUGCAAAGUAUGCUUGGACACUUUACAGCUGUCAGUACGUUCUAAAAGACUCAAACUUAGUACAUACCCUUUUGGCAAACUUGAAAUCUGCGUUUUCAAGAUUCACAAACAAUUCGCAGAUCUUGCCACUACGGUACGAUACUACAUGGGGUGGAAUCAUUUCAUCUGGUAGCUCUUCUCAAGAUUUCGGGAACUCCUACUACAAUGACCACCACUUCCACUAUGGAUACCAUGUCAUUGCGGCUGCCAUAGUUGCCAAAGUUGACCGCGACAAUGGGGGUAACUGGCUGAGUCAGAAUAGGUCGUGGGUAGAAAACCUGUUGAGAGAUUAUUCGAACACAAACUCUGCAGACCAAUACUUCCCCGUUUUCAGAUCUUUUGACUGGUUUGCAGGCCACUCUUGGGCAAAAGGUCUUUUCCCCAGCGGAGACGGUAAAGAUGAGGAGUCCAGCUCUGAGGAUGUCAACGCCGCCUACGCCGUCAAGCUGUGGGGUAAUGUCACUGGAAAUCGGAACUUGGAAAAUAUUGGUAACCUCGAACUUGGUAUUAUGCAAGGUUCCCUAAACAGCUAUUUUCUGUACCUCGACAACAAUACUGUUCAACCUGCUCAGUUCAUUCCCAACAAAGUUAGCGGGAUUCUGUUUGAGAACAAGAUUGACCAUACCACCUAUUUUGGAACUGAGAUACAAUACAUUCAGAUGAUCCACGCCAUUCCCAUUACGCCGAUAUCGAGUUUUAUACGCUCACCCACGUUUGUUCAACAAGAAUGGAACGAAAAACUUGCCAAUAUUGUGAACAACGUACAGGACGGUUGGAGAGGUAUCCUUAUGCUGAACUUGGCUUUAUCAGACCCUCGUUCCUCUUAUUCUUUCUUUGCAAGCUCUUCCUUUUCUAAUAACUAUUUGGAUAACGGACAAAGUAAGACUUGGUCAUUGACUUAUUCAGGUGCCUUCAUAUGA